This is a messenger RNA of Cladocopium goreaui, 490 nucleotides long. Lineage: Eukaryota; Dinophyceae; Suessiales; Symbiodiniaceae. The record is from the annotation of a GenBank genome assembly.
AUGGAUUUCAUGCGGCGUGCUUUAUCCCUGUCCAAAAGUUUCGCUCAAGCGUCCAGCUGCAGCAUCUCACACGUCAGACAUGGCGUGUCAAGUUCCGCCAGAGGCGGUGGUGUGUCCUGGCCAUUUCUGGGUCGGCUGAGCACUCCGUUCCCUCCGUUCUUUCUAUCUCGGAGAAAUUUGUCUUUCGCUUCUGGACCUCCGUUCUUGCAGAGUUCACAGAUGCCUAUCAAAAUCUACAACGCAAGCUGCAGACAAUUUGCCACAAGGAACCUCCAUGGAAGGCUUUUCUACAAGCGACGGCCCAAAAUGAUACCGAAGUGGAGCUUCAACCCGCGGUCAAAAUGGCUGGAGGGCGCUGGAAAUCGGAAGGGCGUCUGCACAAAGGUUUUUAUCACCUCUCCGAAGAAGCCCAACUCGGGCCAAAGAAAAGUUUGCUAUGUCCGCCUUUCCAAUGGACGCAUCGUGAAGGUUCAUGCAACAAGUACAGCUG